Messenger RNA from Budorcas taxicolor (takin), 1311 nucleotides. It is a transcript of the gene NIM1K, whose product is annotated as NIM1 serine/threonine protein kinase. The coding region runs from base 1 to 1311 and encodes 436 amino acids. Gene Ontology annotation, molecular function: tau-protein kinase activity; ATP binding; protein serine/threonine kinase activity. The record is from RefSeq and is a predicted model, not a curated record. The transcript is spliced from 3 exons. Gene Ontology annotation, cellular component: cytoplasm. Gene Ontology annotation, biological process: microtubule cytoskeleton organization; intracellular signal transduction; protein phosphorylation. Lineage: Eukaryota; Metazoa; Chordata; Mammalia; Artiodactyla; Bovidae.
AUGACUGCUGUGUAUGUGAAUGGAGGCGGCCUGGUGAACCCCCACUGUGACAGGUGGGGUCGGCGGGAGAGUGAGGAGAGUGGCUGUCAGACGGAGUGCGCCAAGGAGGACGAGGAGGGAGAGCCUCGCCAGCUGACACCUUUUGAGAAGCUGACCCAGGACAUGUCCCAGGAUGAGAAGGUGGUGAGGGAGAUCACUCUGGGCAAGCGGAUCGGCUUCUAUCGCAUCCGAGGGGAGAUCGGAAGUGGGAACUUCUCCCAAGUCAAGCUGGGGAUUCACUCCCUAACCAAAGAAAAAGUGGCCAUUAAGAUCCUGGAUAAGACCAAGUUAGACCAGAAAACCCAAAGGCUGCUAUCCCGUGAAAUCUCCAGCAUGGAAAAACUGCACCAUCCCAACAUCAUCCGCCUUUAUGAGGUCGUGGAGACUCUAUCCAAGCUCCACCUGGUGAUGGAGUAUGCAGGGGGAGGGGAGCUCUUUGGGAAGAUCAGCACAGAAGGGAAGUUCUCAGAACCAGAAAGCAAGCUCAUCUUCUCCCAGAUUGUGUCUGCCGUGAAGCACAUGCAUGAAAACCAAAUUAUUCACAGAGAUCUGAAAGCAGAAAAUGUGUUCUAUACCAAUAAUACUUGUGUGAAGGUGGGCGACUUUGGAUUCAGUACAGUCAGUAAAAAAGGUGAAAUGCUGAACACUUUCUGUGGGUCUCCACCCUACGCGGCGCCUGAACUUUUCCGAGAUGAGCACUACGUCGGCGUUUAUGUGGACAUCUGGGCCUUGGGGGUGCUUCUCUACUUCAUGGUGACUGGUACCAUGCCAUUUCGGGCAGAGACCGUGGCCAAACUGAAGAAGAGCAUCCUGGAAGGCACCUACAGCGUGCCUCCACAUGUGUCAGAGCCCUGCCUCCGCCUCAUCCGGGGAGUCCUCCAGCCAGUACCCACAGAGAGGUACGGAAUCGACUCCAUCAUGAACAAUGAGUGGAUGCAAGGGGUGCCGUACCCCACCCCUUUGGAGCCUUUCCAGCUAGAUCCCAAACAUUUAUCAGAGACCAGCAGCCUCAAAGAAGAAGAAAAUGAGGUCAAAAGCACUUUAGAACACUUGGGCAUUACGGAAGAGCACAUUCGCAAUAACCAAGGGAGAGAUGCCCGAAGCUCCAUCACAGGGGUCUAUCGAAUUAUUUUGCAUAGAGUCCAAAAGAAAAAGGCUUUGGAAAGUGUUCCAAUAAUGAUACUACCAGACCCUAAAGACAAGGACCUAAAGAAAGGAUCUCGUGUCUAUAGAGGCAUAAGACACACAUCCAAAUUUUGUUCAAUUUUAUAA